UAUCUGUGAUUAGAUCUCAAGAAAGACAGAGAAGUCACCCAUCUCCGCUCCCAACAGUGUGCCUUCCCUCUGCCUGGGGGAGAUCGAUUACGAGUCUAGAAGGGUUGUUGGUAACUCUGCUUUUCUCCACAUCAGCCAAGACUUCUGAGAAAUGCCUCUUUUAAGGGAAAUAAAGAAGGAUAUGAAGAAAGAAAGUAUUGCCAACAAACCACCAGAGAAGCCCAUAGAUGAAGUUUCCAAUGGAAACCCAUUACUGUUUUCUGAGACAAUUAUUAGAACCACCAGAAAAGGGGAGAGAAAUCGGAGGAGACGAUGUCAGGUGGCUUUCAGUUACAUGCCCCAGAAUGAAGAUGAACUGGAGUUAAAAGUUGGUGACAUCAUUGAAGUGGUGGGAGAAGUCCAGGUGGAGGAGGGCUGGUGGGAAGGAAUUCUCAAUGGAAAGACUGGCAUGUUUCCAUCCAACUUCAUAAAGGAAAUUUCUGUUGAUUCUGAUGAUGUGGAAAUUGCACGGGAGGAGCAACUAAUAAAGCCAAGUUUAAGAGAUGCUACAGGCUCUGAGAGUGACGGUGGUGAUUCAAGCAGCACAAAAUCAGAAGGAGCCAAUGGAGCAGCAGUAAUCCAACCCAAAAAGGUCAAAGGGAUUGGCUUUGGAGAUAUCUUUAAAGACAAACCAAUAAAGUUACGUCCAAGGUCAAUAGAAGUAGAAAAUGACUUUCUACCAGUGGAAAAGACUGUUGGGAAGAAAUUACCUCCAGCUACAGCAACUCAGGAGCCAACGAAAAUAGAAAUGGACAGCAGAACCAAGAUCAAGGAGUAUUGCAAAGUAAUAUUUCCAUAUGAAGCACAGAAUGAAGAUGAACUGACAAUCAAAGAAGGCGAUAUCGUCAUACUUAUCAAUAAGGACUGCAUUGAUGCAGGCUGGUGGGAAGGAGAACUCAAUGGCAGGCGUGGAGUGUUUCCAGAUAACUUUGUCAAGCUUCUUCCCCCUGAUUUUGAAAAAGAGAGACCUAAGAAACCACCACCUCCAUCUGCUUCUGUCAUUAAACAAGGGUCAGGUACCACAGACCGAAAACAUGAAAUCAAAAAGGUACCUCCUGAAAGGCCAGAAUGUCUUCCUAAUCGAACAGAGGAGAAAGAAAGACCAGAAAGAGAGCAAAAACUGGUAGAUUUGCAGAAGCCUUCAGUUCCUGCUAUACCACCAAAGAAACCUCGACCACCCAAAACGAACUCUCUGAACAGACCUGGUUCAAUGCCCCCAAGACGACCAGAAAGACCAGCUGUGCCUUUGUCUCAUACAAGGAGUGAGAGUACAAAAGUAGAGUUAGUGGGCAGUACGGUAUCUGGAACCUUGGAGAAGGACUCCUCAGAAAGAAGCAGUGACAUUGAUCUGGAAGGUUUUGACUCUGUAGUACCAGUUGCUGAGAAGCUCAGUCAUCCAACUACAACCAGACCAAGAGCUACUGGCAGACGACCUCCAUCCCAGUCACUCACAUCUUCGUCCCUUUCAAGUCCUGAUUUCUUUGACUCACCAAGCCCUGAAGAGGAAAAGGAAGAACACGUGUCCAUUAUACACAAAGCAACUGAAGUGUCAAAGAAAACAAAGACUGUUACAAUAUCACAAGUGUCUGAUAAUAAAACAUCGUUGCCUCCAAAGCCAGGGGGUUUGACUAGUGGGAGUAAUGUACAAGCAUCAUUAUCUUCCUCAUCUUCACCUGCACUUCAUUCAGUUUCUGUGGGAACAACAGGCCAUAGGUCAAAUUCCCCAUCUUUGUUCAGUACUGAAGGAAAGCCAAAGACUGAGCACUCAAGCCAGGGUCUGGCAGCCUUGGAGGAGCUGAGAACACAAGUGAAGGAGCUAAGAACUAUCGUUGAAACAAUGAAAGAUCAGCAAAAAAAAGAGAUUAAACAGUUGUUGUCUGAAUUAGAUGAAGAGAAAAAAAUCCGUCUACGAUUACAGAUGGAAGUUAACGACAUAAAGAAAGCCCUUCAAUCAAAAUGAACGCUUGAUAGGUGGAAUGUUACGUUAUUCAUCCUGACUGAGACUCAAAUUUAUGCCCCAGCCAAAAUAACUUUGUGCCAAAUGAUUUAAGAAUUGCCUCAAUAUCCCUUUGUUUGAAGGAAUCAGCACAAGAGUUUUUGAUAGCACAGCACAAAUUCCAAUGAAGACGAAAAUAUUCCAUGGGAUGCAGUCGCUGUAUGGCACUGGUUGUGACUGAAAUUGAUCUUAUUGUGCUAAAGUCUCUACUUACAAGAUCACAAAUGAAAUGAAAACUCAGGCAGUUUAGUCCAUAGUGGUACUAUUUUGAUGAUAUUUUUCCAUAAAUAAAAUGUAUUACAGAUUAUUCGUUUACAAGCUUUAUGAUUUUGACUUUUUUUUAAUUGUCUUUUGUCACAGAUUCCUAAAAUAUUUGUACUGCAUAUAGCCAGGAAUGAAUGUUGCUGUUUGGGGGGUAGGGGAUUAUUUUGCUUCAGGUAGAACAGCCUAUUUUUUGUGUUAUGUUUUAAAUUCUAUUACAUAUGCAAUUUUGUGUCCAAAAAUAAUCUACAAGAUAAAUUUAAGUUUGUGUAGAAUGGCAUAUUUAAAAGAAAAAGAUAGAAAAUCUUGUCUUUAAAUGAUUUGUGCCUUCUUAUUGCCACCCACUGAUUAGAGCUGGUUGCAAACCAGAUCUCAAUAAUGUAGCUGCCAUGAUGACACCCCAUCACUUAAGUCCGCUAGAGGUCACUCUUUUAACAAAUAGCUGCUCAGUCAAUGUAGCCAGUUGUGUGGUAAGGAAGUAUAAGGUUGGGAGCAGCUUUGGCUUACCAGCUGUGGCUUUUUAGCUUUCCUCUUUAGUAGGACUUUCAUUCAGCUAGAAAAUUCAUCUCUGUUUGAUUUUCAUUAGAAAAGUUAAACACCUGCCUCCGAUCCCAUUAUUGCACACUUUGAGUGAACACAAUAUGCAUUACUAAAGCAAAAAUAAAUAAAAUUCACUAAAAAUCAUCAGUUAGAAGGUUGUAUUAUUUCAUGCACGAGGUUCUUUUUGUUGUGUGAUGUUGUUGAAGUUUGAUAUUUAUGUGAUGUCAUUUGCCACAUUCUGUUGUAAGCUUUUUAAUAUAGAUGAAAUAGAAGGAUUUCUUUAUAAUACAUUUUAGCAACUGUUCUUCCUUUCCUGGUUUUAUGGAAAUCAUGUUUACUUCAUCUGUGUAUGAGGGAGAGGGUGUUUAUAAUGAAACAUUUCAGCCUUUGAAAGUAACCUGUUUCUUUCCUGUUAUUAGAAUCUUAAAACAAAGUAUUAUAAGACUGUUCUGGCUUCAUAUUUAAAUGGUAGCAGGUUUCAUUUAGCCUGUGAGAGUGGUUUUAAUAUGUUUCUCUAAUGCCCACUAUUGUUUAUUGAGUUAACUGAACCAGCUAACUAUGGGUAUUUUUGCCCAGCUUGUGGAAUGAGUGAUUGAUAAUGUUAGUAUUAGGGAGCAAUAAAACCUCACAAAGGAUCUAUUUAUUCAUCAUAUCAAGUGUUAUUAAUUGAUAUCACCCUGAAGUUCCUACUCUUUACUAUUCUUCCUGCUAAGGGUGAAUGAGUCUUAUUUCACAAUCUGUCAGAGCCAUUCAUAAACUCUGAAAGGGUCCUCAUUUAGUUAUAUGGGGAAUUCUUUUAUGUCUGUUUAAACACACACAAACAUCCCAGUACACACGUGUUACCUGAAGGAUUCUCACCCGAGUGUUCUGCAUGGCAUUACAGAACUUUACCCUUGGAUUGAUUUCCUUUGCUUUAUGCUUUGUAUGGAAUGAAGGUGACUGAGAUUAUUUACCAUCUUUGAUUUAAAUUAUGGUGUUUUCUUAGUUGUAACUGGAACAAAAGCACUAAUUGUGUAUUUUGUCACAGAGAUGUUUUUUAUUUAAUGUUUUUAAACAACUGCAUUGUGAUUUUUUAAAAAUAAAAUGUAUAGUCCCAUCCUGGUUUUCCAGCAACAAAGAUUACUAGUUUAUUAAUUUUUGUAUCAUUUAUGAGGCUAACAACAAGUUUGGGAAAGUAGGAGGACAUAGGAUGUAUCCCAUAAGAUUCUGCUGGGGUUCUGACUGUCUGUAUUUGAAACUAUUAUACAUAAUUAACCAGUUUCAUAAUGCAGUAGAUUCCUAACUUUACCCCUGGGGAAAAGAGCUAUGGGAUUAGUGAUAAAUUAUUGUUUCCUGGACUGGACCUUGAAUUGUAAGAGGCAACUCUAAAAUGUUGCUUUUGUAAAAACCUGUCUGAACUCAGUAUGGACUUGCCUGAAAUUAGAUAUCAUCUAUAUUUUUCUUCUGUUAAGAAAUUAACUUAUUUUAUAAGACUGUACUUAAGAGUCCAACAUAUCAUACUUUGCAAAAGAAGAUUAAAUGAGAUUUU
Pelodiscus sinensis (Chinese soft-shelled turtle) is the source of this 4364-nucleotide messenger RNA. The record is from RefSeq and is a predicted model, not a curated record. Lineage: Eukaryota; Metazoa; Chordata; Testudines; Trionychidae.